UGGGUCACUUCCGGGAUGGCUUCGGCUGUCUGUUUUGCUAGCAUGAACGCUGAGGUUUUCCGUGUGCAAUAGGCAAAAGGAGAAGAAAAAAAGAAAGCGGUAGAUGAGGCCCUCCGACGCGGAAGUGAAAUGAUAACAUGAAGCUGCUCCUGUAACUGCACCGUGCAUCUUUUUCCUGCCUUGCAAUGCCGUCUGAACGCGUCUUCGCCCUGCCGAGGCAGCAAUCACUGCUCCUGCCUGCUGUCAUCAACCCUUUUGUGCAGGACACCAAACUGUCCAAGGCCACCAUAAUCAAAUGUGUCCUCCAGGGAAUCAUCCUGGUUCCUCUCCGAGCUAUCCUCAUCUCAUUGGUCCUCAUGGUGACCUGGCCAGUGGCUGUCAUCAUCACCUUCAAGCAUCCUCUGAAGGGAGCAGUGGCACCAAUGACAGGAUGGAGAAGGCUGAUGUGUCAGAGCGUGAUGGCCGCCCUGGGGAGAGCCUACUAUUUUUGCAUGGGCUUCCGGGUGGUCGUGAAGGGCAAACAAGUGGGCAGCGCUGAGGCCCCCAUUCUGGCUGUGGCCCCCCACUCCACUUUCUUCGAUGGCAUAGUGUGCAUCAUGGCGGGCCUGCCUUCCACUGUGUCCCGUGUGGAGAACCUGGCCACGCCCAUAUUUGGCAGGUUCGUACGCUGCCUCCAGCCAGUACUGGUGUCCAGAAAAGACCCUGACUCAAGGAGGAACACCAUCCAAGAGAUUGUUGGCAGAGCCAAAUCAGGAGGUCUCUGGCCGCAGGUUUUGAUAUUUCCUGAGGGGACGUGUACAAAUCGUUCGUGUCUCAUCACAUUUAAACUAGGUGCCUUUAUUCCAGGUGUACCCGUGCAGCCCAUCAUUCUGAGAUAUCCGAAUAAAAUAGACACAGUAACAUGGACUUGGCAGGGUUUCAGUUCGAGGACAUUGCUACUUCUAACACUGUGUCAGCUGUACACCACGGUGGAGAUCGAGUUUCUGCCUCCUCACAUUCCCACGGAAGAAGAGAAAAAAAGCCCUGCUUUGCUCGCCAGCAAAGUGAGAGACAUCAUGGCCAAGGCUUUGGGCGUUCCCGUGACGGACCACACCUACGAGGACUGCCGUCUGAUGAUCUCGGCCGGCGAGUUGACGCUGCCAAUGGAAGCCGGCCUGGUUGAAUUCACCAAAAUCAGUCGAAAACUCAAUAUCAAAUGGGACAACGUGAGGAAAGAAUUGGACAGUUUUGCUGCCAUGGCCACUUCCUGUAAAGGCGGACGCAUCACUAUCAAGGAGUUUGCCAGCUUUCUAAAGCUCCCCAUUAACCCUGCCCUGAAGGAACUCUUUGCGCUCUUUGACCGGAAUGGCGAUGGCACCAUAGAUUUCAGAGAAUAUGUCAUCGGCGUGACCAUCUUGUGUCGACCUGCUAACACUGACGAAGUGCUCCGUAUGGCUUUCCGGCUGUUUGACACUGACGAGGAUGAGAAAAUCACCCGGGAGGAGUUCACGGCACUGCUGCGCUCCGCUUUGGGCGUGUCUGAUCUCAACAUGGUCAAACUUUUCAAGGAAAUUGACGCCGACGCCUCGGGGUUUAUCACAUUCAGUGAAUUUCAAAGCUUUGCCACAAGCCACCCGGAGUACGCCAAGCUCUUUACCACCUAUCUGGAGCUUCAGAGGUAUCAGGCAAUCCAGGAGGCCACGCCGGGCGAGCUGGAGCUGAGCGGUGCGGGAGAGAAUCAGGAAGACAGCAUCUCGGACAAGAAGGACGACUAACCCAAUUUGUGGUCCGCUCCUUUUGGUCGCAAGAACCACGUCGCAGGUCAUGUCGCUUGCUUUUUUUUAAUGGACAUUUUUAAAACGCUUUUCUUUUCAGUCUUAGUAGUGCCUUGGAGGGCAGACACUAAUUCCAUGCGUUUUGGAGCACCUGUCAAAAAUGUGUUUGGUCACAACACUCCCCCUUUUCUUGUACUUGCUUUGUUUUGUCCUUGAAUUUCUUAGGGCACAAAAAGUGGCAGAGACAAGAAGUUAAGUCACCAGUAGACAGACAAAAAAAUGUCUCAAGAACAAAAUCCUGAAAAGACACAGAAAGUGAACCAUGCUGGUUUGAAGCCAGUAUUUUAGCUAUCUUGGCCAUUUUUCUUCCCACUGUUUGCUACCAAACUAAGCAAAACUGAGGUUUGUUUUCAGCCUUUAGCCUACUUUACUUCGAAACCUGAAAUUUGGUACUGCGACUUUUACUCGAAUAAGGAACCAAUAUAAAUAUAGAAAAGAUUUUGAUUUGAAUAAUUGUAUCUAAUAAUUUGAUAAGCAAAUUCAAAAUAAUUAUUACAAAUAAAAUAAAUCCAUUUGUUGUGUUCACCCUCAAAAGACAACAAAUAAAAAAAAAAAUCAGUGUUUGGUGUUUUUAACUGUUAAUUAUUGUGCUUUGGCUUGCUCUGUGCAUUAUUCCUUGUGUGCUUUCCACCUUAUGUGACUUUCUUUUGAAUUUACCGUGCCCACACCUUCCUUUGUUUUACAUAGAGGCAAAGGGUUUCAGUGUAAUUAGUCUACACGAAGCUUUAUUAGAUUUUCAAGCUAGCAGAUGUUGUAUGUGUGUACUCAGGGACAGGGACCUUUGUAAGACAGCUGUAUAAUUAGCCAGAGCUUUUGCUUUGCAUGUUCUGUUUAUUUGCAUCCCCGCUCGACUUGCUGAGACAGCACUAAGUCAACUCCAGCGCAAAUAAAAUAGGGCAAUUUGUGAGCAAAAAGCCAAGGAGUGUAUUCCACAGGGCGUUCACACGAACAAACAGUUGUGUUUUCUGUUGUUUUGUCGACUUUGCAAAUUUUGAAAGUAAAACAAGAAUAUUUGUGUAAUUAAUGUUUUGCACACAAAAAACUUUUGUAAUGAGGCACACAUUGACUUAAUGAGCUCUGUCAUUCAACGAGUUACCACACGGUGGCAGCAGUCAUCUCGCUUGGUUUUCUUUAUAUUUGUAGAGCCCUCUUCAAACAUGAUAUUACUGUACUCCGAAAGACACGAUCUUCAUUUCAAUGUUACAACAAAUGUUUAUAUUGUGAACACAUGAAAAUGUGCAAUUGUGACAUUUCAUUGUGAUUGUACUAAAAAUAAAAACAUUGAACGAG
Molecule: messenger RNA, 3104 nt
Organism: Syngnathus typhle (broad-nosed pipefish)
Lineage: Eukaryota; Metazoa; Chordata; Actinopteri; Syngnathiformes; Syngnathidae
Gene: lpcat2
Product: lysophosphatidylcholine acyltransferase 2
Exons: 14
Coding region: 186-1754 (522 amino acids)
Cellular component (GO): endoplasmic reticulum
Molecular function (GO): 1-acylglycerophosphocholine O-acyltransferase activity; calcium ion binding
Source: RefSeq, a predicted model, not a curated record